Messenger RNA from Sclerotinia borealis F-4128, 2604 nucleotides. The record is from the annotation of a GenBank genome assembly. Lineage: Eukaryota; Fungi; Ascomycota; Leotiomycetes; Helotiales; Sclerotiniaceae.
AUGUAUUUACCACGCUCACAACUUGCGACACUAUACCUCCAUCUUCAAACGUCUAAUCAUCCAUUAUCCCCGCCAGUCCUUAUACUCGUUGCUCUCGAACCUGAUGCCCUCUGCGGAUGUCGAAUUCUUACUCAACUUCUCAAACGCGAUUACAUCCCCCACAAGAUACAACCAAUUGCUGGAUAUGGAGAUCUAGAGAGAGCAGGGAAGAAUGUUAUACAACCUAUGAUGGAAAAUCAAGGAGGUAGCGGGGGGGUCGUGGUUUGCUUGGGUGUUGGAGGUCUAGUUGACUUGGGGGCUCUGCUAGGGUUUGACUCGGAGGCAGAUGAAGCUAGUUAUGGUGGUGUUGAUGUUUGGGUAGUGGAUGCGAGACGACCUUGGAAUUUAGGGAAUGUCUUUGGAGGAUUUCCAAUGAUAUCGCAUGAAGUGGAGGGCGGGGAAAUUAUAUCUGAGCCACCGAAAGGUGUGGUUGGAGGUAUGAUCGCAAGGAAUUACAAGCCAGGCAAGGGAGGGAUCAUAGUUUUUGAUGACGGGGAUAUUGAAGAAGACAUGAAGGCGGAAAAAGAUGCAUACUUGGCGCUGGUGGAUAUGCCAGAGGCGGACGAUAAUGGAGAUGAUAGCGAGGGUAGUGAAACAGGAGAGGACAGUGAUGCCGAUGAUGCAUCUCCAGUCAGGCGGCCAGGAAAGAAGAGAAAGUCUUGGUCGGAUCGAGAUGAGGAAGAUGAUACUGAUGUAGAGAAUGAAAGACCACGCCAGAGGCGAAGAAGUAAUUCAUCAAGUGCAAUAUCAGAAUCUCCAACUCGUGCUCCACAACGUGGACUUCUAUCACUCAAUGAUCCAACAAUAUUCUCCAGCGAUUCACGAUCCGUAUCCCCUUCACCAGCACAACCUCCCAAACCCACUUCUGCGAGAGCUUUACGGCGAAAGUUUCUCAAAUUACGUCGAAAGAAUGAAAUGGUUCUUCAAACAUACUACAACCUUGGUGCAUCAUACUCGGAGCCGAUAGCUUCAAUGAUGUAUUCCCUAGCUUCAGAAUUAGGUAGAGAAGAUAAUGAUUUACUUUGGAUGUCAAUAGUUGGCGUUAGCUCGCAAGAAUUAUACGGUCGAUCGGCGAUUGGAGUUGCAGUAACAACACAAAAGUCCACACCGUCAGGAUGGUUAGGUUCUCGAGGAUCAAGAACACGACAACUUCUAAGAGAUGAAGUGCGACGUCUCAAUCCUCCAGAACUUUCAGAUUCGGCCUUUAAUUCAAAUCGAAAUAUGUCACCAGAAAACAGCGGUAUCAUACCGACCACAGCGCGAAGUCCAACCGAUACCAGUAUUCGUUUAUCACCGGAGCCAAAAUUCCUUCUCAUCAGACAUUGGAGUUUAUAUGAUAGCAUGUUACAUUCUCCAUAUUUGUCGGCGAGAUUACAUAUUUGGUCGGAUAGUGGACGAAAACGAUUACAUAAAUUACUUGCAAAGAUGGGAGUAAGUCUUGUCCAGUGCAAACAAAGCUAUACCCAUAUGGAUAUGGAACUCAAACGCGGACUCCGGACAAAAUUAUUAAAAUACUCGGAACUCUACGGGCUAGACGAUCUUGUCCCAAGCGCGGAUACGGACGGUAAAGAUCGAGGAGGCUCGAAAGAAGGGUGGGGCUUCGUGAGAAGCUGGGGCUGGAAAGCUACGCUCAGUGCGCAAGAUGUAGGAGUUGUAGUGGGUGCUAUUUUGGAGGUUGGAAAAAAAGCAGUAACGACUCUGGAGAACGGGGCUUGGGACCGCAGCCGAGAGACUAAGGAGACGAGUGAUGAAGAUGGGACGUUAGAAGGUGAGGAAUGGGUUGGAAGAUUUUGGGAUGCUUAUGAUGCGCUUGAGAAAAUCGAUGAACUUAAACUCGCCCUCCCUAUUGCUCAGCAUCUACAUCGUGCUAUUCUCCGUACCGGCACUUCUCUAAUCGAAAAACGACAAAUCAAACAUCUCCGCGCUUUUCGUAUGGCAGUCGUAAAAGAAGGCCCAGAUGUCCCAUUAUUCACUCAUCCGGCCGCGUUGACCAAACUCGCUUUGUGGAUCGGUGAAGCCAUCGCGGAACAAGAAAGAGAAAGUAAAGGCAAAUUGGGAAACGGAGGUAGAGGAACACCUUUAGUCGUCGCUGGCCUACACGAAAGCAGAGGUGUGUAUGUUGUAGUUGGUACCGGUGGUGGAGGUGGUGGAGCAGGCGGAUGGGGAUUCGGCGAUAAGAAAGCAGCAGGAGAAAAAGCCAAAAAGAAACAAGAAAAAGACGAGGCGAGAGAACUAAGAAGAAAAAAUAAAGAAAAAAUUCGAGAAGAAAAACGAGCAGCUAAACGAGCGGCUCGCGGUGAGGAAGAUGAUGAUGAAGACGAUGAAACAGAAGAAGAAUCCUCAGAAGAGGAAGAUGAUGAUGAUGAAGAAGUGGAAGAGGAUGAAGAUCAGGAAAGGGGAAAAGGAUUCGGGAGGAAUAAAUUCGGAAACGCAUUUCAGGAGGUGGUGGAGGAAACUAAUGCGAGGGUUAGGAUUGAUAGUUUUGAACAUUGUGUGGUGGAGGUUAAGAAGGAGGAUUUGGGGGGGUUUUUGGAAAGCUUGAGUUUGAGGGCUGUUGUUGGGUAG